UGAGAGCAGUGGAGCUCUUAGACGUCAUUUAUUCACAAUGACAUGAAUAUAUGACUGGGAAGACAUCAUAAACUAGAUUCAGAAAGGGCCACAAAUAGUGGACGAGCUGGUGAGUGGAAAGAUAUGUGGUGGAGAGGGAAGGUUGGUGGUGGCCUGCCCUAUAUGGAGUAUGGAGAUGGCAGAGUGGUGGAGAGGGAAGGCUGGUGGUGGCCUGCCCUAUAUGGAGUAUGGAGAUGGAAGAGUGGUGGAGAGGGAAGGCUGGUGGUGGCCUGCCCUAUAUGGAGUAUGGAGAUGGAAGAGUGGUGGAGAGGGAAGGCUGGUGGUGGCCUGCCCUAUAUGGAGUAUGGAGAUGGCAGAGUGGUGGAGAGGGAAGGUUGGUGGUGGCCUGCCCUAUAUGGAGUAUGGAGAUGGAAGAGUGGUGGAGAGGGAAGGCUGGUGGUGGCCUGCCCUAUAUGGAGUAUGGAGAUGGAAGAGUGGUGGAGAGGGAAGGCUGGUGGUGGCCUGCCCUAUAUGGAGUAUGGAGAUGGCAGAGUGGUGGAGAGGGAAGGUUGGUGGUGGCCUGCCCUAUAUGGAGUAUGGAGAUGGCAGAGUGGUGGAGAGGGAAGGCUGGUGGUGGCCUGCCCUAUAUGGAGUAUGGAGAUGGCAGAGUGGUGGAGAGGGAAGGCUGGUGGUGGCCUGCCCUAUAUGGAGUAUGGAGAUGGCAGAGUGGUGGAGAGGGAAGGCUGGUGGUGGCCUGCCCUAUAUGGAGUAUGGAGAUGGCAGAGUGGUGGAGAGGGAAGGCUGGUGGUGGCCUGCCCUAUAUGGAGUAUGGAGAUGGCAGAGUGGUGGAGAGGGAAGGCUGGUGGUGGCCUGCCCUAUAUGGAGUAUGGAGAUGGCAGAGUGGUGGAGAGGGAAGGCUGGUGGUGGCCUGCCCUAUAUGGAGUAUGGAGAUGGCAGAGUGGUGGAGAGGGAAGGCUGGUGGUGGCCUGCCCUAUAUGGAGUAUGGAGAUGAAACACUUUCUACUGUAUACCGAGGAGAGACGACGCUGAAACAAGAUGUCAGGAAUGUAAUGGUAAUGCUUCUACUAACACUCAAAUGGCCGAGCUUGGAGACAGAACAACAUCUCAGCUGCAUAACGUGGCCGAUCAGUAACAGUAUCUACAAACACCACAAAUGAAACACUCCUGGCUCCCUUUCAUGGAACGUGAAUGGUGUGAUGUGGGGCGGCAGGGUAGCCUAAUGGUUAGAGCGUUGGACUAGUAACCGAAAGGUUGCAAGUUCGAAUCCCCGAGCUGACAAGGUACAAAUCUGUCGUUCUGCCCCUGAACAGGCAGUUAACCCACUGUUCCUAGGCCGUCAUUGAAAAUAAGAAUUUGUUCUUAACUGACUUGCCUAGUUAAAUAAAGGUAAAAAAAAAUAAAAAUAAAUGUCUGGGGAGAAGAGACCACAAUCCCAAUCAUAUACUUCACGAGAAGCAAUCAGGAGAUAUCAAGUACUCAACAACAUUUCCCUGAAACAAGUAGCUCGCUGUGUUGAGUUAAUAUCACCACACACAAAGCAAAUUAGAGGUUACACUGUCAAAAUCAUCUACUAGCAAAAGCAAAGACGACUAUGUAAUACACAAGAUGUGAAUCAGUAAUGUCACAUGCAAAGCAGCCUGUUGUAUUAUAGCAGCCAGUAGCCAAAGAGCACGAAAACAGUGACAGAGACAGAUCUCCAGAAGACGGGGAA
Oncorhynchus keta (chum salmon) is the source of this 1711-nucleotide messenger RNA. RefSeq lists its product as uncharacterized. NCBI's taxonomy places the organism in Eukaryota, Metazoa, Chordata, Actinopteri, Salmoniformes, Salmonidae. The record is from RefSeq and is a predicted model, not a curated record. Bases 170 to 991 code for a protein of 273 amino acids. The transcript is spliced from 2 exons.